Messenger RNA from Mus pahari (shrew mouse), 1391 nucleotides. RefSeq names its product Dexi homolog (gene Dexi). NCBI's taxonomy places the organism in Eukaryota, Metazoa, Chordata, Mammalia, Rodentia, Muridae. The coding region runs from base 371 to 658 and encodes 95 amino acids. The transcript is spliced from 2 exons. The record is from RefSeq and is a predicted model, not a curated record.
GGCAGUGAGCCUGCGGGGGCGCCGAAGGUGCCAGAGGAACGCCUCGGGGAGACGGCAGCGGCCUCAACUCUGAGCUGCGGUGGGGGCGCGCGAGCGCAGCGCACCAAGCGAGCCGCUGGCCACUUCUAGAGGGGUGGCCCUUAGGGGCGAGCGGCCCGUGUGGCCCGAUCCCGGGGCUCCGUGAACCGGCCCUGACCACCUCGGGGGGUCAAGGAGCGUCUUCGGAGGUCGCCCGGGGCCCACCGCUGCCGCCACCGAGCCCCGGGGCGCCCCCUGGAUGGCCGAGCUGCCCCCUCGCCGGCCGCCCGGGCGCCGCAGCGGCUGAGGUCGCUGGGAUCGCCCGGCCGCCGCCCCCAUCGCCGGCCCCUGCAUGCCCGGCGCCCGGGUCGCAGCCCACCUGGACGCUCUGGGCCCCCUGGUCUCCUACGUGCAGCCACCGCUGCUGCCCUCUAUGUUCUACGUGGGCCUGUUCUUCGUCAACGUGCUGAUCCUUUACUACGCCUUCCUCAUGGAAUACAUCGUUCUCAAUGUGGGCCUCGUCUUCCUGCCCGAGGACUUGGACCAGGCACUGGUGGACCUCGGCGUACUUUCAGACCCUGGCUCUGGCCUUUACGAUGCCGACUCAGAGCUUGACGUCUUCGAUGGAUAUUUGGAAUAAGGUCGUGGUUACUGUUCCCCACUUGCCUUCCACCAUCCGCAACUCUUGGCCUGGACCAGCCGCCCGUACCAUGCCGCUGCCACUGGUUGGGGGCACCAUCUGGACAGGGAUGGGACCCCAGGAAGAGGCCCGCCUGCUCGUGCCAACAACCGGGUUCCUGCCCCAACCCAGGCGUCUGCCAGGAGAAGUGAGGACUCGGCGCUGGGACAGGGAGUGGCCAGGCCCUCCGAAGGCCCUGCUCGCCUGCCACCCGGCUCUCCACUGUCCUGGGUCUGGUUGUGACUCACCACCUUUGUGAUGGAUGUUUACAGGAACCCAACCAGACAUCACCUCUCUGCACUUCACCCCCAGCUGCACCUGCCUCCCCCACUUAACCUCUGGGAAGGACAUGGAGAGCUGAAGUGACAAAUGGACUCAUUCUCAGGCCGCUUCCGUCAGCAUUGUUUGAUGCCGGUUGACCUUAAGCUGGGAAGACUUCAGACCCAAGACUGUUGAUCAUAGUUUCAGGGAGUCACUCUGAAGAGGGCUAUGCCAGGGCCCAGGCAGGGUUUAACCUCUCCAGGUUGACAGAACUGAGAUACUGCACUGGGGAAGGCCAUGCUGUCUCUGGCUAGAGAUCUAUUUUUGGAAGUGUGAGUGGUGUGCAUAGCGUGAAUGGUGUAGAUCCUUGAUUUCCAUAAACCUGUAAAAGCAAUACUUAGAGGCUGACUUAUUUCAUUAAAAAAAAUGUAAG